This is a messenger RNA of Seminavis robusta, 1231 nucleotides long. The record is from the annotation of a GenBank genome assembly. Lineage: Eukaryota; Bacillariophyta; Bacillariophyceae; Naviculales; Naviculaceae.
CCACACUCGGCAACUCUGUACUUGUACUGUACGGCUACUACUAGCUAGUAUUAAUAGUACUGGUACCGGUACCGCACUUUCUUGCAGAAGUUGUGCAUUUGCUCGGGCAUCGUCUCCUCAUCGCUCGUCGCUCAGCACGUUGCUCAUUGCUCGUUGCUGGUCAAGGAUUGAAAACCAAGUCCCCAUCGCUUUUGCUUUUAGUUCAUCGUCGUCUCACUUUGUCUGAAAGAGUUUGCCACCACACCCCGACCCUUUCCAUACCGGUACAGACAAACACACAACUACACACAACAGUGUUGACCAUGGCGCGCAAGACGAAGACACUGAACAAGCUGACUGGCAAGGUUCCACCACAGCGCACCACAACGCUAAUUUCUGUCAUACGCCAGCACAGAGAGAAGAAAAGCUGCCGGAAGUCCCUGAAGAUCGAAAUCCCACGAGACAAUGAUAUCUUGUUUGGCCGCGGCGGAAUGUCGAACAAUGCAGAAGGAAACAGAAGGUAUCAGAAGGUAAUUGAACAGUGGGGUAGCCACUACAGCACCCUAGCGGGGCGCAAGGCCAAGACCCAGCUCGCCUGGGAAAUCUACUACCAACUCCGGAACGAGGGUUUCCGUUUCCUCAAGAGAGACAACGGAAGUCAAUACUGGACAGAGGCUUCCGAUGAUGCUUGUCGAAAGAAGAUCAGCCAGCGUCUCCGAGAGAUAGUAUUUGAAACCACCCAGGGUGGCCGCCAGGUUUCUCCCAUUGUCAAGAGCCUGCCGACGACGGAAGUCCUGAUCCCUGAAGUUACUCCCACGGCAAGCCCCAAAGAGGAGGACGCGGAGGAGGAAGAUUUACUACGUGGUCCCCUUCCUGAUGAUUCCGAUCAUGAUUCUAUCGAGUCCUUGGUGGACACAGCGGACUACUUUCCCAUUUCCUGGCUUCCCAGUGCUUUUGAGCUUACCAAUACAUCGUGUCCGUUGGAUAUCUUUGCUCCUGCUACUAGAGUUCUCAGCUGAAGCUGGAGAGGGCUUGCGCAGACAACACAUCCAAUGGAGCCUGAUUCAAGCACCGCACUCUUACCGCCUCAAUGCUUUCCUUUCUGGAAAUCAACCGGCGAGUGGGCCUGUUGACUUUCUUCUAUAAAUUGAAGAGUUGCGUCAUGACGCCGUUCUCAGAGUAAUCAAAUCAAUCUACUGAAUAUUAGUUAAAUGUUACAUGCUCAACUACAACGCUACGAGCUCUAGCAGCC